Messenger RNA from Aspergillus steynii IBT 23096, 684 nucleotides. Its product is annotated as phosphatase YCH1. Gene Ontology annotation, cellular component: nucleus; cytoplasm. The transcript has 2 exons. The record is from RefSeq and is a predicted model, not a curated record. Gene Ontology annotation, molecular function: protein tyrosine phosphatase activity. Bases 86 to 511 code for a protein of 141 amino acids. NCBI's taxonomy places the organism in Eukaryota, Fungi, Ascomycota, Eurotiomycetes, Eurotiales, Aspergillaceae.
GAGGACUAGCAUACUGGUUUUGUCACAGACGAUUUGAAUCAGUGUUCAUCAUUCCCGAUCGACCACGACAACCAACUCGCCCGCCAUGUCGUCCAUCUCCAUCGCUACUCUUCCCCGCAUGAGCCGGGACGCUCUUUCGGCGCUUCUACUCUCCGCCAGUUCGCCCAGUAAGCUGGCCAUUAUCGACGUGCGAGACUCAGACCACGUCGGUGGCCACAUCUACUCCUCCACCUGGGUCCCCAGCUCCUCGCUCGACCACCGCAUGCCCGAACUCGUCCGCACGCUAGCGGACAAGGAGAAGGUCGUCUUCCACUGCGCUCUCAGUCAGCAGCGUGGUCCGUCUGCUGCUUUACGAUAUGCCCGGGAGCGAGAGAGCGCGCUCGGCGUGGAGGAGAGCAAGAAGCAGGAUGUGUUCGUUCUCGAGGGAGGCUUCGUCCAGUGGCAAGAGAAGUAUGGGAAGGAUACGAGAUUGACGGAGGCUUAUGCGGAGGAUAUCUGGCAGGAGUAUUGAGUUGUUCUGUUUAUAACCGGCUCUCGGUUUAGGCUCGGUUUGGUCUUUUUCUUGAUGAUGAAAUGCUUGAAAUGUUGGGCGAUACCCGUGGGACUGGAUUCCUUGAUUGAUUGACGAACAGGAUAGAAGGUUAGAAUUGAUUCUUCGUUCAUGAUAGUUUUAUAUAUACACAU